Messenger RNA from Zychaea mexicana, 2659 nucleotides. RefSeq lists its product as uncharacterized. The record is from RefSeq and is a predicted model, not a curated record. The coding region runs from base 308 to 2476 and encodes 722 amino acids. The transcript is spliced from 3 exons. NCBI's taxonomy places the organism in Eukaryota, Fungi, Mucoromycota, Mucoromycetes, Mucorales, Lichtheimiaceae.
GUUCCAUGGAAAACGUACGACACACACACACACACUCUCUCUCUCUCUGUGGUGGACAAUCGUAACCUUUUGCCACCUCCCCCAAAAAAGGCACGCUCUAGACCUUUUGUUUUUUUCCCUUUUAUUUUAUCUCUUCUCUCUCUCUCUCCCUCCCUCCCCCUCUCUCACUUCUUCUUCUUCUUCUUCCUUCCUCUCGUUUCGUCCAUUCCAAUUCCUUUUCAUAUCUUAGCAUACCCUUCCCCAUCCCUAUCCUACAUACAAAACCACCCCUUUCCAAUCAUUAUUAAUGGCUGUUGAGCUGCUUUAGAUGGUCAUCAAAAGGAAUCCCUCUUACAGCUCUCUCGUUCUGCGCGCUUUUUUCCUGCUCUUCUUCAUCUCGUCCCUGAUUCUGGUUUCAGCCGAUGAGGAGCAAUCCGAUCAUUCGGAAGACCACAAUGCUCACUCAUAUUCGUCGUCCGUUUCAGCGAACGCCACGUCUUUAGCAUCAUCUUCGUCAUAUCAUCCUACAUCAACCACGACUACCGCGCACGAGCCAGAAGAAACCUCGCCUGAUUUUUGGGACAAGGUUUCGGAUUUCUUUCAUGGUGGAAGCGAUGAUACAGAAUCCUCCACCACGCCAACGCCUACACCGACCCCGUCGAAAUCGAGUGGUAAAGACGACGAUGAUGACGAUGAUCCUGCUACGACCACGACUACUACAUCAGCAUCAAAGGCAUUCGACAAAGGUGAUGAUGACGACGAAGAUACAAAGUCCACCACAACAUCGCCAUCACCUACGCCGACACCAUCGGAUGCUGACGAUGAUAGUAGUAAAGCCAAAGACGACGAUGAUGAAGAUGACAUAGCAGCAACUUCUAAAACUACAAAAACUACUACUACCACCACCACAUCGACAACAACAACAACAACAACAACGGCCGAGCCUAAAGAAACGGACAAGGAGAAAGAACCUAGUGAAUCAAAGGACCCUGAAUCGACAACCACAACCACAACAAAGACGCCAACGCCAACGCCUUCCGGUGCAAAGGACGAUGACGAAGAGCAAGGUCCCGUUGCGAGCUGGUUCUCGAGCGUUUUCAACCCCAAGCCAUCAAAGUCCAGCUGUGAUGAGGACGAUGACGAGGAUUGCAAGACCACUUCAACAACCACGACAACUGCCAAACCAACGAAAACGCCAGACCAGCAGUGUGAUCCCGACGAAGAUGAAGAUUGCGACGCCACUACCACCACGACCACGACUACUAAACCGACCAAGUCUCCAACAGAUGCGUGUGACGACUCGGACGAUGAAGAUUGCUCCACUGCCAAAACGACGUCGUCAACCACGACUACCAAGAAAGAAACACCUACUGCGGCGCCUGAUUAUUGCACUGGUGACGAUGACGACGAUGAAGAUUGCAUUGCUGCCUCUUCUACUGCGACCACAAAGAAACCGACCACGACCGCUGCUCCAGAGGACUGUGAUGAAGAUGAUAAAGAUUGUGAAGCAAAGCCUACAGCUACUACCACCACAACGCAUGAUCUUACCAACGACAGUGGCUGCCAUUUGCGUACCGAUGGCGAUUUGCUCGGUUGUGGUAGUGGCUCAAAGCCAACUGAUUCAUCUGCUUCUUCGUCUAGUGUGCCCUCUGCGACCAUUACAUCUGCGCCAGGCAACGACGACGACGACGAUGAUGAUGAUGAUGAUAACAAGCCCAGCGAAUCGUCGUCCGAUUUGGUUGAAUCGAACUCGGUUAGCAAGAGUUAUGAUGGUGCCACUACGUUUUGGACCACGUACGUGACAUGGGUCCCCGAGCCAUCGUCCGACGACGGUUGGUCUUCAUCGUCCAGUGACUACACAGCAACUUCUACGGACGACAGCUGGUCUUCAUCGUUCAGUGAUUACACACCAACUGCUUCAUCAACAACAACAACAACAACAACUGCGUCUUUUGCCAAUGACGAUGAUGAUGAUGACAAAGAACACAAUGGUGUGUACUCCACUUCCACUACGUCUACUGUGCAUGAAUCAUCAUCGACUACCACCUCUACUACUAAAGAAGAAUGGGCCACCCCAUCAACGACUACCACUGAGGAGCCGACAAUGACUCCUCCUCCUUCCACGACCACGGAAGAGCCGACGACAACCACGGCGACAACCACGACUGAAGAUGAGGAAGAAGAGACGUUCACACCUUCCUCCACUUACAAGUACCAGACCUACUCGUGGCUUUCAAACACGUUCAGCAUUGCAUUGGAGACGGACACGACCACCACAACCACCACCACAAUUGCUUCUGCAGAAACAACCACGCCCAACGAUGGAAGCGCUACCGCCACUCCCUCUACUACCACAACGACCACGCCAAGUGCAACGCCUUCCAGCAGCGAUGACGAUGAAAACUUACCUCAAUUCAUUGCGCCCAACAUCAAUGCGAUUAUUCCAGCCAGAUUGUUGCAGUCAAGUUCAACUACUUGUCCUACCCACAAAUGGUGAACGAUGCGAUCUUGACUGCCGAGUUUGUCCAGUCACUCCCGGUCUUCAUUAGCAAGUCGCUUGGCGUCUCUGCCGACGACGUGAUUGUCGUGUCGAUCACGACAGCCGGCAGCAACAGCAGCGACCAGAAGAGUAGCAGCAAAAAGAAACGCGACGAAGAGCAGUUGGAUGAAUCCAGCAGCA